Dibothriocephalus latus is the source of this 483-nucleotide messenger RNA. The record is from the annotation of a GenBank genome assembly. Lineage: Eukaryota; Metazoa; Platyhelminthes; Cestoda; Diphyllobothriidea; Diphyllobothriidae.
AACAACAGCAGUAGCACUCGUCCUGCGCUGGUACCGUUUGAUUUUAGACAGUCGCAGCCGCCGCCACCACUGCCUCCGUCAGAAUUGGAGACACUAACUGUGGCUGAAGCAGUCAUGCCCAUCCCAACGCCGCAACCAAACACCAACGCCUCGGAUACGAAACGGAGGAAAGACGCUUCUUUUGAGCGGCUACCGCCGAAAUCGCCGGGUCUACAGAAGGUGGUGAAACCUCGUCUGAACUUGGACCAGCCUGACAAUAUUGGUAUGACACCGCUAAUGAUUUGUGCUGAGGCUGGUCAAAAUGGCUUUCGCAUGGUGGUCGGCCUGGUCUCGGCCGGCUGUGACAUUGCUGCCGUUGACAAGAUGGGCAUGACGGCCUUGCACUACGCGUGCUACGUUGGUGCCAUUGCCACCGUCCGAUUUCUCAUUGAGGAAGCCGGCGAGUUCUCCGAUAAGCGUCCGCUUGAUCUGCUUAAUUUUCAG